CGGUAGUCAUUUGGGCCCCGUGAUAAACCAAGUGAUGCAGCAGCCUGAACAAACGGGGAGUCGAAAAGAGAUUUGUUUUGACUUCAAGCUCCAGUUGAUUACGACCUACACGAGUCUGCUGUUGCAGUUCGACCAUCUUGUGCUAGCCGACGCUGUAAGGGCAACAACAGCGCAGCAGAC
Amoebophrya sp. A25 is the source of this 180-nucleotide messenger RNA. NCBI's taxonomy places the organism in Eukaryota, Dinophyceae, Syndiniales, Amoebophryaceae. The record is from the annotation of a GenBank genome assembly.